Messenger RNA from Oppiella nova, 1531 nucleotides. The record is from the annotation of a GenBank genome assembly. Lineage: Eukaryota; Metazoa; Arthropoda; Arachnida; Sarcoptiformes; Oppiidae.
GAAGGAGACGACAAACAGAACUCUUAGAUGAAGGGAAGGAAAGCAUGUCUUUUACUUAUUAACUAUGAAUCCAAUCCUCAAAUGAAAGGAUAUGUUUGAGUCAACAGAAGAGAACAUUGAAUGUUAUGACAAAAGUGAGCCACAAGUCUAUCACCAGAAUCUGAAACUACAGUCAAAGUUAAGUCUGAGAGAACUGACGCCUAGCAUAGAGAUGAAGACUUUCGAAGUGGGAUCACUGGACUCGAGCGACACAUACCUGAGCUGUUGUACUCAUCCCUUCACCUCUUUAGCCGAUCUCACGGAAGACACCAACGAAGACAACUCGAGAGCAGAACUUUUGCAUAACGUUUACAUAAACCCAAUGGAAGUGAUGGCCCAUCAAAGUAACAAUGAAUUGAAUUUCCAACACUUUUUAGUCGGAGUGCCUCUCAAUCACAACAAAUCCGAUGAUAUGUUAACCAAAAAACUAAAUGUGAUUUUAUCGGAUCAACUCUGCAACGACUCCUCAUCGACGACAUCCACUUCAUCGCCACUCAUCAAAAAGCCUAAAUUUCUUCAGGGAUUGAGAACUCGAUUCGAUGAGUCAAAUGCCAUCGCAAAGGACUUCCACGAAAUGGCUAAACAGAAGAUUAAGUCUCCGUUCCUUCCCUACAGAGGCCGAACUGGUAGUGGAAGCAAAGCCUCACUUCUCAUAUCAGACCUAAACUCUGAUAAUCUGAAGCAUAAAAAGUCUAUUUUAAAGAAAAACGACUCAAACAGUCAGAGCAGAGAAGAAAUGGAAAGAUUAUUACCGGAGACACCCAAACAUGCAAUGAACAGGGUUUCCACUACUCCUCAAACCCUAUCACUAAACCCCACAACGAGUCUAUCUUUGCCAUCGCGUCCGGCCACUGGUUUUCUCACACCUCAGACAUCAAGUCCUUCAGCGCUCAGUCUAUCAGUGAAUGAAAGCACUAACAAAACGGUUCGGCCGUCACUCAAACAAAUCGGAUCGAGUAAAGCAGGCAAACAAAUCACUCCUCCCCCGGUCUCCAUCUCAACGCCGACCCCUCCGGCGCUACUUCCUAUGCCUCCAAUUGUUCCUCCAAUACCUAUAUUCCAGACCACAUCCACCACAAGACUUAUCGGUGCCGUCGCUCCCAUUCAGUUGUCAGCGAAGGGUUCACUGAAGAAAGCGGACACACCAUUAGUCCGGUGCUCUAAUCCCAUCUGUUAUUACAACCGCGUGUGUCGGGCGACACCUCUAUGCGCCGGUUGUGGUCACAGAAUCGAGACUUUCAAAGACUCAAACGAUUCAAAACCACAUUCAGUUCCUCUGACACCGACGACCCCUGAUUCCAAACAUGACCAGAAUAUGAGUCGCCAGCCAUCCAACGAGUCGGCCCCUCCAGCCUAUUCAUAAUGUCUAUGAUAUUAGUCUAACAUUUCUCAAUUCAAACACAAUUAACGAAUAAUUAAUACCAUUUUGUUUAACAAAAAAAAAGUAUUGUAAAGAACUAAACAUUUUGUGUCAUUGCAUAUAAUACACGGU